Andrographis paniculata is the source of this 393-nucleotide messenger RNA. RefSeq lists its product as uncharacterized. The transcript has a single exon. The record is from RefSeq and is a predicted model, not a curated record. The coding region runs from base 1 to 393 and encodes 130 amino acids. Lineage: Eukaryota; Viridiplantae; Streptophyta; Magnoliopsida; Lamiales; Acanthaceae.
AUGGAGAUCGGGCAAAUAAUUGUAUUGGUCAUUGUAUCUGCGAUCUUCAUAACUGUGGGUUCAGUGUGGAUCUACUGCUUUCUUACGUCGUUCCUCGGUUUAUGCUCAGAUGGUCUUUGUUUCAGGCGAAGACGAAGAUCUCCGCCGCCGCUGCCUUCUUGGACUGCACCUCCGCCGCCGUUUCCAUCUCGGACUGCGCUGCCGCCGGCGGCCCCUCGUAGUAAUGUGGAGAUGGGCAGUAAGGAUGGCGGUAUAGUCAUGCUGGUGGCUGCUGACGCGGUUGGUGUUGGUGCCACAGCUGGCCACGGCGGAGGCGGAGGCGGGGGGUGUGGCGGCGGAGGAUGUGGUGGUGGAUGCGGUGGCGGAGGAGGGGGCUGCGGUGGUGCUUUAUGA